UAUUGUUUAACUGUGUCCCGAGCUCGAACAUGAAAACUAUUCGGAAAGAAUUCAACUCAUCAAUUGUUAUCGGAUUAGUCGUAUUUUUAUGUUGUUUUACGAAUUCCCCAACAAAAUCAUCUGAAGUUCAUUUACAAACUCCAUCCUCAAUUCGUCUACCAACUUCCAUACAACCAAUUAAAUAUAAUCUUCAUAUAAACUCAAGUAUCCAUGAGAAUAAUUUGGAUUUCAGUGGAAAUGUGGCUAUCGAAAUUGUUGUCCGCGAGACGACAAGUGAAAUUGUACUUCAUGCGAAACAAUUACGUGAUUUAGUGAUAAGCCUUAAGGAAGACCGUAGUCGACGGAGGUUUAGUAAUUUAAAGUAUUCCCUGCAAGAGGAUAAGGACUUUUUGAGAAUAUCCACACCGAAAACGCUGAAUGUGGGCGAACGUUAUCGUCUGGAAAUUAUCUAUACGGGAAAGAUUCAAGAAGAAUUCCAGGGAAUUUAUAGAACAUCUUACUUGUAUGAAUAUUAUAAUAAAUCAAUUCCUCUUGCAGUGACCCAGUUUCAACCCACCCAUGCCCGUUUAGCCUUUCCAUGUUUCGAUGAGCCUUCGUUCAGAGCAAAAUUUGUCAUAACCAUAACCCAUGGCAGAUUCUAUACGGCUUUGUCAAAUAUGCCAAUAUAUGGUCAACCAAGUUGGAAUAAUAACAUGAUCACAACGGUCUUCCGUGAAACACCAACAAUGCCAACUUAUCUUGUGGGUUUUGUUAUUUGCGACUUUCAUUUCAUCAGUUACUUUGACAAAAACAAUAGUAGCACCACUGAACAUAGAGUCUUCUUUCCACUAAACUCCAAGGACAUGGGUUCCCGAGCUAUAACAAAUUCCUAUCAAGCUGUGUCGUUUUUUGAGAAUUACCUGGGAAUAGCAUUUCCAUUGCCAAAACUGGAUCAUAUUCAUGUUAAAGAUGCCGAUAUGGUUGCUAUGGACUGGGGACUGGCAAUUUACAAUGACAAUGAAUUUCUGCAAACUCUAGAAGACCGAGAUUCGACAGUGAAGAGGAUAGUAUUGCAAAAUUAUAUUGUCUCUCAGCAAUGGUUUGCCAAUAUGCUGCCACACAAGUGGUGGUCACAUGCGUGGCUUAAUUCUGGAUUGGGAACAUAUUUUAGCUACGAAAUUACUGAUUUGAUGUAUCCUUCCUGGAAGAUGGGAGAGUAUUUUAUUUUGACUGAAGUCAAGGAAUUAUUAAAGCUCGACUUGAAAGACCCUUUGGUGCGAAAGGUUGAAACCCAAGCGGGUAUUGAUAGUUUAACAUCGGAUGAUGCACCUUUCCAAAUGGGUGCGUGCAUAAUAAAAAUGUUCCAUCAUGCCAUUGGAAAUGAAACCUUCACCAAAGGUCUUCGUUAUUACGUAAACAAAUUUAAAAACUCAAACGUUGAUGAAGAUGAUUUCUUUGGAGCUCUCCAAAAAGUCGUCAUAGAUGAAAAUGCGUAUCCCUUUCAGAUUGAUAAAUCCUUGCAUGAAGUUAUGAAAACAUGGACUAAUAAUCGAGGAAUACCAAUAGUUAGAGUUACGAGAAACUACCAUAACAAUGGAACCCUUGUAAUCCAACAAAGUCCAUAUAAUGGAAAUACUAAUGAUAAAUGGGGAAUACCUUUGAAUUUCGCUACAGCUUCAAAUGCUGACUUUGACCGAACGACAACUGAUUACAUCAUGCCUCCAGUAGCGAGGGUUUCACUGAACUUGAAGGACAUAAAUAUCAAUCUCAAGAAUCGAGAUUGGUUGAUUCUGAACAAGCAACAAACAGGCUUAUACUAUGUCAUCUACGAUGAUCGGAAUCUCGAAUUAAUUGCUGAAGCCUUGAACGAUGAUCCCAAUGAAAUUCACAAGCUCAAUAGAGCUCUUUUAUUCAGAGAUCUAUUGGCUAUUUUAGAUACCGACUUAGAAGCUAUUGAACCUGUGCUCGAAUUGCUGAAAUACCUUAAAAACGAACAAGACUCAUUGCCGUGGUUUGAGGCUUCAGAACUUAUCAAUGAACUUUGGGCUAGAUUAAAGGAUGGCAAGGCUUUUGAAUUAUUUAGAACUUUUAUCAAUGAUAUCAUUGGAAAUUUCUACAACAAUUUCUUCGAACUGCCUCUUUAUAAGCUCUCUUUUGCUGAUUCAAUUGUCAAGAAGGCCAUUUACAAGCUUGCCUGUGAGGUUGAGCUUAGUGAGUGUCUUGCUUAUGCCACAAACCAAACCAAAGAAUAUCUUAUGUAUAAUUGGCCAAUGGAUGAAUCCUUGAAACGUUUCACUUUAUGCAAGGCCAUGGGUUCUAUGAAAUCGGAUGAUUUGGGAGACAUUUUAGAAAAAAUCUUCUAUACCAGUAUCAGUUGGGCGAAGGAAAAGGAAUUCCUCAAUUCUUUGCAUUGUAUAAGUUUGGAAGAGAAUAUCGAUUUAAUUUUUGAAUCCAUUCAUAAGGGCGAAUGGACUACGAGAAAAAUGUCAAUAUCGAAUUAUAUGGAAUUUUAUCAUCCAUCUUUUCAUAAAAAGACUAUGAACGCUUCAAGAGUAAGAGAAAUACGAGGCUUGAAAGAAGACGAAACUACUCGGAAACAUCAGGAAUUCAAAAGGAAGUACGAAGAAGCAAUCUACAAGUGGCUUAAGGAUUACGAGUCUAAGCUUAGGUUCUAGACUUUGAAUGGAAUUGUUUCAAUAUUUUUGUUAAUGAAAUAAAGAAGCUUUAUAAUUCUGUA
Molecule: messenger RNA, 2716 nt
Organism: Eupeodes corollae
Lineage: Eukaryota; Metazoa; Arthropoda; Insecta; Diptera; Syrphidae
Product: aminopeptidase N-like
Exons: 7
Coding region: 30-2654 (874 amino acids)
Biological process (GO): proteolysis; peptide catabolic process
Cellular component (GO): cytoplasm
Molecular function (GO): metalloaminopeptidase activity; zinc ion binding; peptide binding
Source: RefSeq, a predicted model, not a curated record